CGCAGUAUCGAAAAAGGUAUACACUUGUCUCAAUAUGAAGGCUAUAUUCGUUACCAUCUUCGCUCUCUUUGCCAUCUCCUACGGCGGCGUUGUCUUGCCCCAGGCUUACAGCGUUGGAAUCGCUGCCCCUUAUGGUCUCCCUCUGGCCUACAGCGCUCCCAUCGUAGCUCCCGACGUACAGUCCGGAUACGUGGCCGCCACCCGUGGAGCCGUCCACACCGCUCCCCUUCCCCAGGGACCUCUUGCAUUCAGCCAUCAUAUUAACACCGCCCCGGCCCCAGGAACUCUUUAAAUUAUUACCUCUGUGACCUUUUGGAAAUUCAAUAAAUAAUACGACGACCCUAUGUGAAU
This is a messenger RNA of Anoplophora glabripennis (Asian longhorned beetle), 351 nucleotides long. RefSeq names its product adult cuticle protein 1-like. The record is from RefSeq and is a predicted model, not a curated record. NCBI's taxonomy places the organism in Eukaryota, Metazoa, Arthropoda, Insecta, Coleoptera, Cerambycidae. Bases 35 to 292 code for a protein of 85 amino acids. The transcript has 3 exons.